CGGAAUGUGUAGAGAUAUGCGCGAAUAUUUAUUUCUUUCUCUUUCGUGUGUUCAGCGCUCGAAUUUUUAGUGUUACUGUAUAAACUCUGUUUUUUGGAUAUGUAUGAAGUGCACGCAAACAUAAACUUCACACAGUGUCAGUAAUAGUAUGAGCAGCAAAUCAGUAACAGUGUAACUUUUCUAUAUCUUGUUUCACACCAUACGACAGGCGAAAAAGAAACAAAUACAAAAUGGAAAAGGCCAAAAUUGUGUUGGUCGAGACAUUGGAACCAAUAUUUAGAUCUCUAGGCCAAAUUGUGUGUAUGUUCAAUAUAUUGAAAAUCGAUAAAUAAGUGACAACCGGAUGGUUUAACUAACAAUUUACAAACAGAUUUGUGUUUUAUUAGUCAUUUGUGAUUAGAACUGCAGCUGGUGUCUUUUGUGCAUCGGUUUGUCUACAAAGUGUGAUGAUACUUGAACAAAAAAAAAGAACGAACAACAAAAUCAAAUAAUUGCAUUUUGAAAAUGCUACUUUUAUAGUUUUUCCAUGAAAUGUUUGCACCGAAAUGUCUAAUAUUAUACUAUAUAUUUUACAAGCGGAAUACAACGUAAAUAAAGUUUUAAUGGAAAUAGCGUUUGAAGGAAAGGCUGACUAAAAAAAAAUUGUUGUUUCUUUUAAUUGCAUACGGGACACAGAAAAUGUAAAGUUAAAACAUCCAUGAAUGGUGAAAGAAACCCGACGUACGCAUAAGGACAAUUAAACGCACUUCGUAGCGUGUUUAACUUUUUUUGUAUAUAACCUUUCGGAUCAAAUUUACUCAUGCAAAAAAAAGAAACAUCAAUAUGAAUCACUGUGCAUGCUGAUAAUUUAGCUAAUUGAACACAUAACAAAACAACAUUUCCUAUCCUCAUUGAAAAUUAAAUCUUCAGUGCUAGAUAAAGGAAUGCAAAACUUCAAAGAAAACGUUGUGAAAAGAUAAAAAAAAACAUCCUGAUAUCAACAACGUUGAUUCAGUACAACACUUCAUUGUGAAGACAAAAAAUGAGUGCGAUAACUAUGCUGACAAAUGUCAAUAACCAAAAAAUUUCAAUCUUUUCCCGGUGAAUUGAACCCAGCAUUUGAGUCUAUGUAAAAUGAAAGAUUGUUUCAAAGCCAUGCCCUCAAAUUUCGCAGUGGAGCAACACAACUAUGGACAAACAUAAUGUUACUUCGAAUAUAGAACUUUAUUUAUUAUGUUAACUCAAACACAGUUUUCCUCGUAUUUACAAUAGGAAAAAAACAUUGAAGACAUAUAAAUGAAAACGAAAAGUUCUGAAUUGAGGCUCGUGAACGUGCUACGCCGAAUAUAUGACAAUUUUUUCAAAGGAAAAUUUCAAGUGUUGAUGUGAAAUGUGUUAAUUUUAAGGAGUACGUGAAAACGAAACGAUUUUCCAAUCGUAUCAUCAUUAUCGACAGUAUAUCUCCUUGUACCGCCGUUCUUCAUAAAUCAUCAAUAGUUCAAUUAAUUCAAAUGCACAAUGAAGUUGAUAAAUCAGCUGGUUUACUCAAUCGCAAGUUUAUUUGCCAUUGUAACGGCUUGUUCAGCUUUUCCAAUUAGUGAAAAAUCAAUGGAUAAUGCCAGCGAAUUGGUGAUUGGCCUCUUGGCGCUAACGUGCAUUAGUGUUACUAUAUUGGCAUGCACUUGUUGUCAUCGAAAUAAAAGUGGAUUUGAGGAAUUUGAAAAUGAAAAUACUAUCGCCGACCAAACGAAUUCGACCUCUGAAUUCCCAAUUUUUCGAGCAAUUUCACCGUCAAAUCCUGGGAAUGCAUUUAGUGCAAGCGGUGGAGAUAACAAUUUGGACAAUCGAAUUUUAUCAAAUAUUGUCAAUCAGAAUCACAUGAACCGUACAUUCAAUGAGUUCGAAAAUAGUCAGAACAAUAAUGGACCCAUUUCCGCUGUGGACAUGGAAAAUAUCCAGAAUAAUAAUGCAGCGGAUUAUAUACCAAAUCGAAAUGAAAUCAAUAUUGUAAUUGAUCCUUCGCUACAUGAAAACAAUCGUAACUUAGUCGAAGUGAACCGUGGUAGUAUAAGUAUGAAUGCUACAGCAGUAUCCACAAACAUCGAUCUAUCCGUUCCAAUGCUUAUGACUGAAUAUGAACGUAUCGCUAACGUUAGCAGUUUUGAGCCAUAUUACCAAAUGAACGAAUUAAACGGAUAUCACCUCGUUGAACCAACGGCUGCUAGUGAAUCCUUAAACAAUUAUAUUGACCUCACAGAAUCCAAUGAUCAAAAAUGUCCAGAAGAAAAUGAAUUGAGCCAUCAUAAUGAUAUUGUUAGCAUAGUUGUGGCUGAAGCUAUUUGUCACCCAGCUGAAACUGAAAUACAAGCUGAUGACCAAAUUAGUCAGCCAAAAUGUAAUGACUUGGAACUGGAUUUAGUCGACGAUGAUGCGAUAAGUGUAGAAGAAGCAUUACGUGCUCUCGACUUUGCCAUUUCUGGAGGUGAAUCCAUUUUCUCUGACUCUGAAUAUGAUUCAUCAUCAGAUGAAAGCAACAACGAAUGUGGAGAAACGCACUUGCCCAAACAAAUGGAACAACUCGAAUCGAAAAAUAGUAUAGAACUGAUUGAAACUGUCGACGCCAAAGAUAUAUUUAGUGAAAAUGAGGUUAAAAUGGGUAUAGAAAUCCAUUGUAAUAAUUCAAACAUUGAACAUAGUCGAAAAUAUGUUUAUGAAUUUGCAAAGGAAUUAGUUGAUAGUGUGCUAGAAGAGUGCACUGGAUUUUUUUUAUCGAUGACACAUUCAGAUGACAAUGUGCCAAAAAAUGAAUCUCAUGCACCAUUGAAUGGAGAAGUUAGAAUGAACAAUUUAGAUGAUUCCAUGGAGGAUAUGUUUGUUAUCGGUAAAUUGCAAGCAAGUACACCGUGCCAUAAAAUCAAUAUCAAUUGCCAGCGUGAGAAAAAUCGAUUGGGAAUCAAUCUUUUUCAAGCGCUAGAUGAAGUCAAUGAAAGUAAUUUAAGCCAAAGCGGUAUCGAGCCCCUAUUCGAAUCUCAAACACAUAUUGCGAGUGCCACAUUUGAAACACAACCGAUUGAAAAACAAUUGGCUUCAACUUUCGUUAAAAAUGAUGACCACACAUUUAUUUCGGCGGGCAGUCCAGAAUAUUUACAAGAGACGUUUAAUGUUGAAAUCAGUACCGUCAAACCACAGAAUGAUGUACCAACAAUAAGUCCAACAAUUAAAAUCGACAAGGACGAAGUCAACUCGGAUGAUUUGACUACUAUAACACCAAUGAAUACACCGAUUGAGCUAAACUAUGUAGGCACAACAUGGGAUCAGUUUGUCUCAAAAAGCAUGAACAAAAAAUGUAUUGACUUAGAAGAAAACACUGAUGAGAAACAAGCAACCAUAGAAAAUGCCACGUCGACGAUAGACGAUCCGAAAAAUCCCUGGUUUCUACACCUACCGCAGUCAAAUGACACUUUCAACAUAAACGAUACCGAAUACUCAAAUCGUGAUGGUACCGAUGAGGACAGCGAGUCAGUGGAAGAAAAUGCCGAAUUAUUGAGCCUAACUUUUGACGCUCUUCGAAAACAGUUGGCUGAUGUACUUCCACAAGCUUCAGUACGACCAAGUGUUGACUAUUCUGAUGAUGAAAAUGAAAGCGACUCUGAUUUAGACUAUGAAAAUCUGGAAUACCACAAGAGAUUUGAGAACCCGAAGUGUGAGGUGUUUAUCAAUUAUAAACAACAACUAUCGCCAAUCUUGGAAGAAAGUGAAGACGAAACGUGCAAGACUUUCGUGAUGAACGAAACUAAGUGUUUGGAUAGCACCAGUACUGGUUACAUUGAAACGAGCGAAGCAAUUAUGGGAGUUACAAAAGUUCUGAUGGCCUCAAAUGACACUCUAUUCAACUUUGAAGAUACUCUUGGUGACCGUGAAGACAUGCUUUCACCUCGAAAUGUGGCCAAUUCAGGAAGUUAUAUUGCUAUUUCAACCACACCACGACCGGAAAACUGCCAAACUCCCACAAACGAAGGAUAUCUCCAUGCAUAUCCAAGCGAAUACAAACCAAAUGAUAGCAAUGUUUACAGCGAAAUUAAGUUGACAAAUGAUAUUCGACCAAACACACUACAACUCAAUCUCGAGAAUCUCACAAAUAAUCUCAAUGAUUUAAUAUCACCAGAGCAACAAAAAACCAUUUCCGAAGAGAUCAAUACUAUUGAACUAUUAUCAUCGGAUUUGUCAGCUACAAUCGAUGCCACGAAUACGUUAGAUGAUUUAAAAACGUGUAUUUCGGUUCAUUUGAAUGAUGAUGCAAACAAUAGCAAAUUGGAAAAUUCUGAAAUCGAUUCUCAUCAAACGAACAGCCUAACAGCUAAUGAAUCCUUUGAAAAUGUUGAACAUGUCACAUGUCAACAGCACCAAAGUGAUUUUCUUCGGAAACCACCGAAAAUUACAUGUCAAACUAUUGCCGAACCGCAUUUAAAUUAUAAAACUAGCGAGCAUGAAACGGGUGAUGUGUUUCCAGAUUUAUUUACAGCCCAAAAUGCAGCAGAGAACAAAAACCCAAAUCUAGAUAUCUCUAAAAUUUAUUUAGAAUUUAAAAAUCCAGAACAGAGUGAGUUGGAUCUCUUGAACAAACCACCUGGACAGUUAUCUGGUGAAGAAGAUCCAUGGGCUAUGAAUCGCACAGUUGAAAACGAAUGUCACCAGAGAUUUCAAACAGAUUCUAAGGAUUUACGAUUUUCCGGACCGUGCAAUGAUGAUGUAAUGCAACAAAUAAGUGGCACGUUCGCAACAAAUGACUGGGACAGUGAUGCCGAGGAUAGCAAUAGUAGCGAAGAAUUUGUGUAUGCAAAAGGAACUUCACAAAUAAGCGAAUACUUAAGAGCAACUCAGAAAACAAUAUUCCCGCUAGAUUCAAAUAACCAAAUCAAUAUGGUUGCCAAUGAAUCAAUCGCGUUAAUGGAGUGCAGUCAAGAGUCCGUAGAUGAGAAGUUGAACACACAAGAUAUUUGGAAUAGUCACGAAGAUUUGAUCGGUGUGUCUACGAAAGCUGAUACUGAUUCAGUUGAUGACAUAUUGGAUGACAUUAGUAUUUCGGAGAAUGAAAAUGAAUGGGUACCAUCAUCAUGGGAUUCAUGUGCGAAACCAGUACGCUCUGCAUUAAAAAGUCCAGAUAAAUCAAGUAGCAAGACUGGUGCGAAGAGUCGUCGCAGUGUUGUAUUCAAAAAGCAAAGCUAUCAAUCGGUCUACGAAUAUCCAAAGGAGAAUGCAUUAUCAACAGCACUGAGUGAACCUCAAGGAUGGGCCACAUAUUUAGCUAAUUCCAGUCCAUUCAGCUCCACCAUGAAUGGUGCAUAUCCUGACGAUGAUUCAAACGGAAGUCAGAUUGAAGUGUUCAAUGCCCUGGACGGCUUUGCUGUAUCCAGUUCAUUCCGACCAUUUCAUCUUAGUCAAUUCAACGCCGAAUGUCACACAUGGCCAACAGAUUCCGAAUUUUCAUGGUCGCAGUUGCAAAAUGAUAAAGGAAAUGGAAAUGGAAAUGAUGAGGUCAAUUACCUAGCAGAUUCAAGGGUAUGGUCGACAAAUGCAGAUGAACAAAGCGAAUCCACCAAUACUGAUGAAACAAGAGAUUUGAAAAGCCCAAGCUCAGUUCAUCGGCCUGAUAGUGGUGUAGGGGAAUCGGCCGAUCUUUCGGAGUCCCUUUUGCUUGGGGAAUUGUGCCAUACCAAAGCAUCAUUGCGGCUCCCCUUAAAUGUGUACACAUCCAAUUCUCUUGCGAAAGAAAAAGAAAUGGUACAAUCAACAACCCCUGCCGAUGAUCAAAAUGAAUCCAGCAAAAGUAGUUCGCAGAAUGAAUAUAGCAGUGAGAAUGUGCUUGCUUCCGAUUCAAUUCAAGAUUCAAUGGAUUUAAUUGUGCCUACGUCAUGUACUGGUUCCAUGGAUUCGAUAAACAGUUUUGACGGUGGUAAAAGUUCACAAAUUCAUCUCAGUAAUAGUACAAAUACUGACGGUCUACCGAUUCACACAACGAAAGUGAGAAACGCUUCAAACGAAACGUCUGUUCAAAAUGAACUUACUAUCAACACCAACACAAGCAAAAAAUGUGAUUAUAGAAUAACGGCUAAUAGACAGAGUGAUAGCACUGACGAAGACUCCGGCAUCGAAAAUAUUGUUCGAAUUACCAAGGAAAUUUAAAAAUGCACAAAAAAUACAAACUCCACAUACACAAAUAAAAACAAAUUACAUUAUUUAUAUUAGACAUUUCUCAAACUGUAUAAAAAAUUAAAUAAGCCUUAAAAUAAAACCGAACAUAUAAUCAUCUUAUCUUUAAUAUAA
This is a messenger RNA of Sitodiplosis mosellana (orange wheat blossom midge), 6303 nucleotides long. RefSeq lists its product as uncharacterized. The transcript is spliced from 15 exons. Lineage: Eukaryota; Metazoa; Arthropoda; Insecta; Diptera; Cecidomyiidae. The record is from RefSeq and is a predicted model, not a curated record. The coding region runs from base 1498 to 6162 and encodes 1554 amino acids.